Molecule: messenger RNA, 960 nt
Organism: Kwoniella shivajii
Lineage: Eukaryota; Fungi; Basidiomycota; Tremellomycetes; Tremellales; Cryptococcaceae
Exons: 9
Coding region: 1-960 (319 amino acids)
Biological process (GO): carbohydrate metabolic process
Molecular function (GO): hydrolase activity, acting on carbon-nitrogen (but not peptide) bonds
Source: RefSeq, a predicted model, not a curated record
AUGCAGACCAACUCUGAAGAUUAUGGACCUCGUGAUUUAGUGGGGUAUGGACCUAAUCCUCCUAAGCCAAAAUGGCCCGGAGGCGCAAAGAUAGCUAUCAGUUUGGUGCUCAACUAUGAAGAAGGUAGUGAACAUACACCUGUGAACGGUGAUAAGGUCACUGAGACUUUGGCCAGUGAGCUUGGACCUGGCGUGACACCUCAUAUAGGACAGAGAGAUGUGAACAUGGAAUCACUUUAUGAGUAUGGUUCCCGAGCAGGUGUAUGGCGUAUAUUGAGAUUGUUCAAAGAGAAAGCCAUACACUGUACUGCAUAUGCUGUGGGUCAAGCAUUAGAAAUGAAUAAACAAGUUGGACAAGCUUUGAAAGAAGGUGGACAUGAAUUCGCUAGUCAUGGUUGGAGAUGGAUUGACCGAUCAUCAUGGACUGAGAAUGAGGAGGAAGAUAAUGUCAGAAAGACAAUAAAAGCAAUAACCGAUGCGUCGGGAGCGCCUCCAAAAGGUUGGUAUUAUGGUAUGGCCAGUCCAAGGUCGAGAUCACUCGUAGCGCGUGUUUUCAGAGAAGAAGGUAUACCCUUAGAAUACUGGUGCGAUGAUUACAGUGAUGAUUUACCUCAUUGGAUACCUAUGCCAGGUGGCAAGUCUGAUGAAGGAUUACUCGUAAUUCCAUAUGCACUCGAUACGAACGAUUAUAAAGAAGCUACUUAUUUAGGAUUUAUAACACCUGACGCAUUCUUCCAAUAUCUCAAAGCUGCGUUUGACGAAUUAUACGUGGAGGGAGAGGCUGGAUCACCAAAGAUGUUGUCUAUAGGAUUGCAUUGUAGGAUUAUCGGACGUCCUGCUAGGUUGGCUGGAUUGAGGAUGUUCAUAGAUUACGUUCAAGCAAAAGAAGGUGUUUGGUUUGCUAAAAGGGAAGAAAUUGCUGAACUUUGGAAAAAUCAAUUUCCCUACCAAUCAAAGUGA